Bacillus rossius redtenbacheri is the source of this 10558-nucleotide messenger RNA. RefSeq lists its product as uncharacterized. The record is from RefSeq and is a predicted model, not a curated record. The coding region runs from base 184 to 1221 and encodes 345 amino acids. The transcript has 3 exons. Lineage: Eukaryota; Metazoa; Arthropoda; Insecta; Phasmatodea; Bacillidae.
AUUAUCGUUGCCAAUACUGAACACUAAAGAAGGACAGUAAAAACAGUCAAAUAGUAAACACCGACGUCAACGAAGUGUAUUUGUGUUUGUCACCUGUUUGACGAGAAGGUGGAAGGUUUUUAACAAAAUGAGGGCAGAAGAGGUACGUAGCCAGUAAACCCUUGGCAGCUGUCAGACGCUGCAAUGUCGUCUGACUUGGAACCCCACUGCGCCGUCUCCCGGCGGAUGGUGCUUCACGUUCUGGACGCGACCAGCCUAGCGGUCGUCCUCAUCAUCCAGGGCAGCAUCCUCAACUUCUACAUCAUCUCCUACUACAAGACCAACGUGUCGGGGUACUUCUGGUUCAUCGGGGACUUCACGGCGCUGUUCAUCUUUGCGGCGGCCCUCACCAUCUCUUACCAGUACAUCUCCUACCUGGAGAGCAAUGACCGAGGAAGCAGCUUCAGUCUCACCCCCAAGAUCAUGUGCACGUACUACCCCUCGUCCAAGCUGGGGAUCCUGCCGCUCAGCUACGUGUCCUGGCUGCUCUACUCGGGUCUCAUGGUGGCCAAGGUCAUAGUGAUCUUCAAGUCGGACAUCCCGGACGACCUGAAGACCACGGAGCUGUUCGGCCCGAAGCUGCUCCAGAUAGCCAUCGCGGCCUCCGGCGUGAUCUUCCUGCUGCUGGCGGAGGGGCACAGCCCCGCCAAGCGCCACACGCUCCAGCACGCCUACGUCACCUCCACCUGCACCAAGACCGGCAUCGAGAUCCUCGACUCCGUGGACCUGCUGCAGCUGCUGUUGGUCAACGAGACGCUCAUGGUGCUCACGUUCGAGCUGGAGAACGCGGUGCUGUUCCUCUGCUCGUUCACGUUCCUGUUCCCGGCGCUGGCGCUGUACCGCCUCAGCCUCUCGGACGAAGUGGCGGAGCGCACCGCGGUGCCACUCAAGGUGGUAUACGAUAUUUGCCACCUUCUGUUCCUUGAUGUGCCGUUCCUGGUGCUGCGUAUCUACAUCUGGUACUACUACCACAAGGAUGCCUCCGUGUUCGUGGUGAAGAAUACCUUCGGAAUAAUCGGAGCGCUGCGCAGCUUGUGCCCCGACAUCGGUGAGAUCAUCCAGAGAACCAGGAAGACGGCGCAGACGGCCGGGGGCGGUGGCAACGGCUACCUGCAGUCCCCGACGGGGGAGCCAGAGGCCGUGGAGAUGCGCGAGCUGACACGGCCGCUGGAGCACGGCUGAGCGAGGUGGCUGGCACACGAAUCCCACGGAGUGUUUGUAGAAGGUACUACAGAGGCGUGUAGGACUUCCUAUUCAAGGAAGGCGUAGUUCAGGCACACUUCUAGAGUAAGAUAAAACAAAAUUGUACAAAGAAAAAUAUGAAAUAACAUUUUUGGAAGGCAAUGGUUGAUAUUUUCAUACAUAUACAUAUUACAAAACCUUUUUGUGUUUUUGAUGAAUUGAGAACUAAUGCUGGUACAUGUUCUUUCUUGUUCAGUGUUGAGGUCAUCGGUAGCUGGUAAGACAGUUUUUGUUCAUGUUACUGUGCACAUUUAAGUCACUUUUGCUGUUUAAUGAAAUUAUUCUUUCGAAAUAUUACUCUAUGUGUAGUUAUGUGUAUUGUGGUAAGCUUUAAUGUGCAUAAAUAUAGGCCUAUAUUUUAAUAGUAUUCUAGGAUAUAGGUAGUUUUUUUUUCUUUCAAUUUUUAAACCCUUUCUUUAGUAGUUUUUUAAUUUUUAAUAAUUUUUUUUAGUGAGCAGGUUAGUUGCUUUUAAGUGCUGUGUGCGGUUUUUUUUUUUUAAUUUGUGUAAAAUAUAACAGACAUUGAAGAAAUUAAGCAUGCAGAAGAAAUGUGUUUUUAGGAAAGCAUUUUACAUUUGCUGGGUGUAUGAAUGUGUUGUAUGUAGCAUUUUAUAUGUUCAGGCUUAAGGUAAUGCUAGUCCCAUUUUGUACUGAAAUUUAUCUGUUUUUACCUUAGCUUCAAAUUAUGUGUGGGCAUUUUUAAAUGUCACAGCAAAUGAGUAAAGACUGGCUAUUAUCAAACAUAUAGUUGCAUGUGUUUAGAGGUAUAAUACAUAUAAAUAAUUUUAUAAUCUUGUUUGAGCUUUGAAUUUUUGUUCAUCCUAAUUUUUAAGAGUUUAUUUUUAAAUAUUCAUAUAUGAAAUUAAAACAUUUUUAAUCAACUUGUUUAUAGCUGUUGAUUUUUUAAUAGAAGUUUCAGAUUGGGUACAUAGUAUUAUUUUAUAUUAAAUGUAUAAAUUUAUUUAUUUUAGUUUUUGGUUAAUUUCACAGUUUUAAUUUUAUAUCAUUGUAGUUUGUAAUUUCUUGAACUGUUUGUUUAUUAUACAUGCAUAGUCAGAAUGCAUAAAUAACAAAAUUAGUAUUUAUAUGUCUGUACCAGUACACAUUAGGAAACUUGAGAUUGUUCACUUGUGCUUAUUUAUUGGCACUCUGCAGGAAAGAGCAAUAUUUUAUUUUAUUUUAGUGAGCCACUUCAAGCUUAGAAGUGUGGUGUAUGGUCUGCAGAAGUACAAGCUAUUUAAGCCUUAAAUAUGUAGGGUAACGAAACUGGCUUUUCACACUGGCAAAUAAAGUAGUGUGUUACUGCUAGCUUCUGAAUGUAGAUCACACAGAGGUGAUAAAGCUCUUUGCUUAAUUAUUACAUCUGAUCCUUAGAUUGCAAUUUAUAGUUUAAUAGGCAUUUACUCUUUCUUUCCUAUACACAAUUUCUGCUGUUAGUGCUCUCCAUGUUCAUACUUUCUCUGUUGCAAUAUAGCCUAAAAAUUUUAAUUGAGAAUUUCAGAAAUACAUUUUAGUUUUGUAGUUGGAAGCAGCAUAUUGAAAUUCUGUCUCUAAGGUCAUUUUAAGGGUGCAAAACAUUUAAAACUUAAAUAUUGAUGCAUAUCGAAACACAUCAAAUCACAACUGCUCAAAUAUGACCAAAUUUUAUUGAAAUGUUUAAGGCAAGUAGAUCUAUAUUUUUGGAUGUUACAGAAGUAUGCUUAAUCUUAACUUUUUGCUUUUUACAAAGUAAUUAAUUAUUUUCAUGCCUGAGGAGGUUAUAUUUAUGAAGGUACACAUUGAAAAAUACUUUUGGCCAAACUUUUUGUUUUUACAUAUAUAUGGCCGACAAAAGUGUGAAAUGUGUAGAGAAGGAAGGAAUUGAAAACAUUUUCAAACUAAACAUCAUAGUAAUAGUUUUGUAAGUUAUUAUUUUCUUCAUAAAUGCGAGCAUGCACUGGAGUCGGAUAUUAAGCGGUGGAUAGCUCACAAGUGACACACUAAACCGAACUGAUUCAUUUAUUUUUUGCUUGCUUAAAAUUCUUUCCUCCUGAUAUCAAAUUACUGAUGUUAAUUAAAAGCUUCUGAAGCAUCCUACUGUUUAAAAUAUGACAUAAACGUCUGCAAAAUUAAAACCGAAAACAAAAAAAAAAUUGUAGUAAAUAGAUAAAUGAAUACAGGGAUAUCAUUGCUAGUUCUUUACAACAUACAUUUCACAUUUUGUUGUGUUAAAUUGUGAUAUACAAAGUUUAAAGUUAUAAUAUUUACUAGUUUAUGCUUACAUUUGUAGAGAACAAUUUUUGUCAUUUAUAGUACAUGGUUAUUUUUUUAACAAAUUUUUAUAGCUAUUAAUUUGUUUUGUAAUUUAAAAUGAGUUUACAUAAGUGUAUCUGCAUAAGUAUAGCCUAAAAAACUAAAAUUUUAAUGUAAAUAAAUAUUUAUGCAUUCAUUAAUCAGUGGAGCUCAACUUCUCAACAACUGGCAUUAUUGAUCUUGCAAAAGCGCACAGCAUUUUUUCUGCAUUAAAAUGUUUAAUACAAUUGAUAGUCAAAUAGAUUAUUUGUAGUAAUCUAAACACACAGUGAAUUAACAGAAAAUGAACAAAUCAUCAGAGAUUUCUCAAUGUUGUAGAUAUACUUAUAUGUAUGUACUGUAUUCUGUUUGGAAUUGUUAGUAAUUCAACAGGUGCUAUUUUCAACUAUUUUACAACUAACUAUGGUAAUAUUUUCAUAGGAACUGAAGAGCUUUUACCAAGCGACAAACAACGAACACAAAUAACAAAGGUGUCAUCUAUUUAGAUCUGAUAGAAAUUCAUUGUUUCUUAAUUUAUUAAGUAUGUUUUAAAUAAUAUUUAAGUAGUCAGACUGAUCUCAUGACUGUUGUAAUGUUCUCUUGCAGUAGAGGUAAGUGACUGAGUGAAAAAUCUUUUAGACAGAAACCAUUGCACAUCUGCUGGAGUUUUAAAACAUGUACUUGAUUCAAAACAUGAGCUUUCUGGGACCAAAAUCUGCAUUAUUUUCUAAAGCCAGGUUAGACUUCACAAAUGUGUGUAUUAGGGUUGGAUCGAUUCUACAUUUCUUUGAUUCCAAUUCCACAAUUUCCCUCAAUUCUGGAUUAUUGAAAUUCAAGAAGAAGAUUAACACUUAAGAAGUCUAAAUAUACAUACGUUUUCUGAAAAUUUACAUUUUAAAAUCUUGCAAGUAUUGCGAAAUACAUAAUUAAAACUGCUCAAAAUCCGUGAUUUUGUGUUCUUGUGAAAUUCCUCUCUCCUGCCAUGAUCUUUUUUGUCCUAUUUGUUUUAUUUCAAUUGAUUUACAAACGUGAAAGUUUACAUUGAAAUUAAAACACUUAACUGAUGAGAUAUUUUGUGUUUAUCGUGAUUCAAAUGCACAAUAGAUUUAAUAACAACGCAAGCUAUUGUGGUAAUGGCAAAUAAAACAUUAACACAAACUGAAAAUAGUGCAUUUUGUUAAAAAAUUGGUUAACACAUGAAAAGCAACUUGUGAUCAAAAAUAAAUAGCAUUCAAUUUAAUGACUUUAUAUAUGUGUAAAUCCAAUUUUUAACUAAUUUCUUCCAAGCGAAAAAUAUAUAGAUAAAAUUAUCAAAAAUAUAACGUGAAAUUAACUUUAGUAAACAAAAGAUUUAAAAAAAAACAUGGUUGGCCAGCCUGUGUUAAAUUAUUUACUUCAACAUGGUAUAAUGAUUGCUGUUCAAUGUUGGCAGUGAAAUAUAGUAUUUCAACAAGUGGAGAGCAAAGUUACAUUAAUGUUGUAUCUACGAAAUAAAGCUGUUAUAUUGAAAUGAGUUAACAAUGUUUUCACCGCAAGCAUAGAAAUCUAACUUUGGUUAGUAGGUACAGUGUUAUAUAUGAGCAUAGGUGAUUGCGUUGUGAUUUAACCUUAAAUUUAUUUACAGCUUGAGAAUCUACGGUUAUGAUUCCAGGUAGAAUCGGUGGAAUCGAAGCACCAGAAUCGACAUGCCUAUCCCGAGUGUGUAUAGUUAAGUCAAUGUCAUUUGUUUGUUGGCUGUUGCAUACUUGAAUUUCUCUUCAAGCUGCGCUUGAUUCUCGGAUAAUUUUUGUGUGUUUUCUCAUAGCAUUUUAGUUCUUCACUGGGUAUAGAAUUACAAGUAAUCCAAUAAUGAGGAACACUCAAGUUCCUUUACAAUCUAGACUGUAGCCAAAUUAAAAAAAAACUUAUUUCACGAAUUUUUAACAAUUGCUGUGGCGCAUGACCAAAAUUUGCACUCCCUGAUCUUUUUAAUUUUUUUGUUUUCAUCUUAAAAGCAAAUACAGCAUUUUUAUUUGUAUCAAAAGUCUUCCAUAUACCCUGAUGGACAUUGAACUGCUGGGGCUGCUUAGAAAAUAAGUUUUUUAAAAGAAUAGCACAGGUGUGUUGUGUGUAUGUGGCAGAGUUACAGUCAUAAUUUCAUUUGGAUGUCUGUACGUUCAUUUGUGGUUUGUUCCUAUUUUAUGUUAUAUCAUGAUAAUUUUUGUGAGAGAGCUUAGCUGCAUUCAUUAGUCUCCUCAUGUCAUUACAUUUGUGGCAUACAUUUGUGUAUAUGCUGUAAGACAUAGUAUUACAUAGCCCAGUUUGUUUUUCGUCUUCCAAACCACUUUCUUCCAGUAAUUUUAUUACUAUGCUGUUAUUUACAUGUUGGUCUUCCUCACUUUCUUCCAAUUGGCUUUGUCUACUCUUUUAUUUUAGUUUCUGUUUUUUGGAGCAUUUCUUUGGUGCUGAUUAAUUUCUGACCUUAUCUGGACCACAUACUUGACUGAUAACAGAAAUAUUACUUUUUUACCAUCUGCAUAAAAUAUUCUACACUUGCACUAGUAAAAAUGAUUUCUAAGGCUGUUUAAAUGAAAUGGCAAAAUAAUUUAACAUAUCAAGUUGUAACAUUAGUUAGGCAGCUUUUAUCAUGGUAGAGCAAUAAGUAAGUUAUUGUAAAAAUGUACUUUAGAGUUUACAUGCAUAAAAAUGUGUAAUUAAAAUAUUUGUAAAGCUUUUUCUAAAAAAUGUUAGUCUUGCAGUAAUAUAAAUUGGGGUUUUUACAGACAUUUAUGUAUGUUAUUUAAUACAUCAUUGAAAACCAGUGUUCAGAAGUGUUCAAAAACCAAGAAAAAAAAUAUUUUAUAAAGUGGUUGUAUACAGUGGCAGAUCUAGGUAAGGGGGCUCACAUAUAAAAAAACUAUUGUUUUUCUUAGAAUAUUUAAUUUUAUUAAGUACAAUUGGCAACUAGGAGGAAGUUGCUCCCGAUCUCCUACACCCCCUCCCCCAUGUUAUGAUUUGCCACUGGUUUUGUUACUUUUUCUGUCCAAGUGAUGAUUCACCGAAGUCUUGACCUAAUCCUUGCAAAACAUUUAAUUAUUUAUUCACUUAACUUGGACAGAUACGUGUAAGUUAGUUUGAUAUAUCGUAAGUGGAUUGGUAGUUUUUAUUACAUUUUUUCUUCAGCUUGUGUUUAGCUGUGUUUGUAGGGUAGUCUGCAGUAUGUGUAUGUGUUCAUUGAUGUUCCUUUCCAUGCUUGCCUCCAAUUUGUGGCACACUUUGUUGAAUAGCAUUUUGUAUGCUUAGUUAGAAAUAGUGGUGUGUACUGCUUUUUGAAUUAUGAAUUUUGAAUCUGUGCUGUAAUUAUUUAUACAUUAAUGUCAAUAAUGCAUUGUUGAUUCUUACAAAUAAUUUAGUUUUUCUUCAAGUUCUCUCAGUCAUAAUGAUUAUAAAUAUUGAUUUUAGGAAAUGUAAAUUGUUUAUUCAUAAUGUUUUCACUCCUGUGGUAUUUCAAACUAAAACAGUUAUUAUUGUUUGUAUUAUUGCAUUUUACUUCAUGUUGCAUUUGAAAAUAUUUCUGUAGAAUUUAAUUCUUUUUAUAAUUUAUAUUAGUUGUAUUCAACAGAUUUUGUGUAUAGAAUGUAUUUAUGAAUUUCAUGUAUCGGAACAUUUAGUGAUGUUGAUUCCAUAUGUCAGAGUCUUUCCAUUUGUAUAUUAGGUAUGAAUUAAUUAUUGAAAAACAUUAUGUCAGUCAUGAAUGAAUUUUUCAAUCACAUUCAGAGGUCUUAAUGUUUUUAUCUCUUUUACAGAUUAAAUUUUUUUAUGUGUUUAUUUGCGUUGUUAUUACUUCAAAAAAUUGCAUUUUUAUGAAUAAUAAAUGCUUUGUAGAAAGUUCACACCUGUCAAAGUGUUCCCCAAGUAGAGCUAUAAAUAAUAUAGUUUGUGUUAUUAACUGCAUCUUCACUCUUGAGUUAAGCACUGCUUAACGUUGACUUAUGGGGAGUCUCUCUUUGCAUUCUUUUGCUACUGGUUGUAAAUCUCAAUUUAAUGCUGCAUGCUCCUGCCUAGUGGUUUGAUCAAAUUGUCAGCUUACCUAUUUGAGAAGAGAUCUGUAAUUUUUUCUGGACUUAACUAAGUGCUGACAAAUUUCCGGGAAGUACCUACAUAUUCUUGAUGAUUUUGUCCAGGUGUUGAGAACUGCAUAAGUUCAUACAUAAGUUCUGCAUAACUGCAUAAAUUCAUUAUGUGCAAGAUGAGAAAUUUGAUUUCUGAAAUAUUCAUUUAAACUAUAAAAGUGAGCAUGUUCACAAAUUUUUAAUAUUUUUAUUCUUAAUAAGCUGAGAAAAAGAGUUUGAUUUUAUUAAGUGUAUUAUUGUAGCCAAAUGUAAUGAAACAACAAAUGUGUUAGUUAACAUACCUAAUCAAAAUUAAUGAUAAUUGUGUAAGGUUUGCCAUUUUACAAAAUUUAUUUUUAAUGAAGUUGAAAAGAAGUGAGUGGGAUUUUAUUAACAUUAAAUGUAACUCCAAAUACAAUUUAAUGAGAAACAAGAUUUGGGCACGUGUAGUAUACAUUACAAAUGAGCAGGCUUAUAUAAUUACCAUUUUCUAAAUUCCAUCCCUGAAUGAUUUUGUAUUGACUGAAACCCACAUAAAAAUGAUAUUCCAUUGAAUAUAUUGCUGUAAUUAGAAAUUUUGGUGUUUGUUACAUUAUCUUCCUACAACAUUGCAAUAUUAACACAGCACUUAAAUUUACUUAACUGAAGCUGUGGGUGCUAAGCUAGUAAUUUAUAAAAUAACAAGGGGAAAUAAAACUUGAUUAGGUUUCAAUCAUUUAUGCAUAUGAAGAUAGGAUCUACUUUUCCUCAUAUAUAUUUUUGUCUGGAUUUACUAGGGAGUUUGCAUAUGUAAAGAGAGAGACUGAUUUUUUGAAAGUUUUAAUGGCGGAGCAAUUGUAAAUGCAAUUUUAAUUUGGCUGCUUUUACAUACCUUAAAUAUAGACACAUUAUCAUAGUCACUUGCUAUUUAUCUGUUUUUGUAUUAGCAAUAGUUUAAGUAACUUGCCAUAACACCGGCUUUACACAUAGUAAAGAGGCUUCAUUUGGGGUGUUAGGGACUCAUUUUCCAAAAUCUUAGGUUGAUGGUGAUUUUCCUCUUAUUUUGGUCAAUAAAACUGUGUAUUUUACUUACAUAGAAAACCAACACCCAAAUAUUCUUGUCUGUAUAUUUCGAACCUAUUUUUUACAAAGCUUGAUGGUACACACUUUUUUUUUAAUUUUAAUUUUUAUUUUAUUUUAUCUAUCAGUCCAUAGCACAAACAAUUUUAAGUGUCAACUUUUGAGCCAGUUACGUAUAAUUGGCCAUGUGAAAAACAUGGUUUUUCCAGGUUAAUAAUUUCCACAAAGAGUGAUUGCCCUUGUGCCUUGUUGAUACUCGUAACGAAGGUAAGCUGCAAUCACUUGAAAUUGAAGGGUGUAUUUGCAUCACUGGGUAUUAUUGCAAGAAAUUAAUAUGUCUUCACCUGCAACAUUCCCAUUGAUAAUGAUGGCCUUUAUGCUCUCUGGCACAAAAGGAUUAAGAGUUUGGAAAGGGAGUUGUUUUUGAAGUGAAACUUAUUGGGCAUGAUGUUAAUAAAAUUUCAAGGCCAAAUUUUAAUGCAACGUUUCUGACGCGAAAAUCACAAGAAUAAGUACUUGAUCAGAGAGAGAGAGAGCGCGCACUAUACUAUAUACGUUGAGCUCAAUUUAGUUCUCCUCUUGGUGCAAUGAUUCAUCCCCCGCCUAAAAAAAAAGAACCGAAAGAGAUAGAUGAACGAAAGAAAAAGACAGUGUGUGUGCACACGCAUGUGCUUGUUUCAGGGAAUAGAUAUAGGUAUACUAUACAGUAAGCUGUGAAUGUCUUGAAUUUUAUAGUUGCUACAGCACGCUCACGUUCCUCCUUGUUCAACCAGCAGUGUAGAGCGCGCUGUUGAGACAGUCCCUGCAGUUCCCGCAUAGAUACUUGUUAUGAAUUUCAUAUUUUGUUCAGACAUUUAGCAUGUUUCAAAUGGAAAAUUGUUUGGGAAAACAGUAACAUGCACAGUUUUUCUGUAUGGUGUAUUUCAACAGUAAGUAAUAUUCAUUUAUAAAAUUGUUUCUUUCUCUCUCCUUUUCUCUCUCCUGUUCUCUCUCCUGUUUUACCCCUUACUAUAUAUGUACUUAUGAGUUGAGGUUUGAAUUGCCAUAGUAGUUUCACUUCUAUCACGUGGACCAAGCUCACGUGCUCUUUCUCCUUCCGCCCCCCCAUCCCCUUUCCAGAAAUUAGUUUAGGCUUAAUUUUUCACUUAUUUUGAAAAUCAAGUAUGCAAAAUUUCAUGAAGAACUAUUAAAUUCGGUUUUAAGAUGUGGUAAAGGGAUUUUUUUUUUUUAUCUCAUGAGACAGGGAGGUAGGGGUAGUUUUUUCAGAAACCCACUGUUAGUAUUAAUUUUCUUCUUAUUUUGAACUUUGUGUGUGCAACAUGUAAUCAAGAAGUACCAACAUUCUGCUUUAUGGAGUGGGAAAGGAUAAUGGGGAUUGUUUUUAGAAGUAUGUAGACAGCAACCUUGCUAUUUUUUUUUUCAAACUCAGUUUGUAAAUGGCGAUAUACCUCCUACCUCUGAGCUUCAUCACAGUCUUCUGCCUUGCUAGCUUCAAAAUCUUUUUUAUUAAUCUCAUUUUCUAUAAAGCUGUUGUCAUGUUAUCCAGUAAUACACUCAAUCCUUCAACUUGUGUAGGAAAAAAAUACAUCAGUGAAUUCUGUAGGAAGGUCAAUUCCUUUAUGUCUCAUCUUAUGAAACUCAUCAACAUUUUCUUCCUGUUGAAUGAGAUCUUGUUUCCAUUUCUUUGAUGGCAGAAUCUCAUUAACUUUAAAUGUAGGCGAUGCGAUAAUUUUCACCAAAUCCACUUACAUUCCACCCAAGCACUAAUUUUUUCUCAGCAGACAAAAAAAUUGUUCCUUCGCAGACCUUUAAGUUUGUUUUUUUAAUCAUCACUUUGUCCAAACUGAAAGCGCCAC